Molecule: messenger RNA, 1781 nt
Organism: Colossoma macropomum (tambaqui)
Lineage: Eukaryota; Metazoa; Chordata; Actinopteri; Characiformes; Serrasalmidae
Gene: cpne5a
Product: copine Va
Exons: 20
Coding region: 1-1731 (576 amino acids)
Biological process (GO): cellular response to calcium ion
Cellular component (GO): plasma membrane
Molecular function (GO): calcium-dependent phospholipid binding
Source: RefSeq, a predicted model, not a curated record
AUGGAGGGAGAUGUUACGGACAAGCUGGAGGACAUGGCCUCGGUGUGUGAGUUCGACCCCAUCACCGGGAACAUUCCCGCCACCAAAGUGGAAAUCUCCGUCUCCUGCAGAAACCUGUUGGAUCGAGACACGUUCUCCAAAUCCGAUCCAAUGUGUAUCCUGUAUACUCAGGGAGUGGAGUCGAAGCAGUGGCGAGAGUUUGGCAGGACAGAAGUGAUUGACAACACACUGAACCCAGACUUUGUGAGGAAGUACAUUCUGGACUAUUUCUUUGAGGAGAAGCAGAAUCUGCGUUUUGACAUAUAUGACAUUGACUCCAAAAGUCCAGAUCUGGCCAAACAUGUAAGUAUGCGAGUGCGCUAUGAUUUCCUGGGUCAGACCUUCUGCACUCUGGGAGAGAUAGUGGGAUCGCCAGCCAGUCGUCUGGAAAAGCCUCUGGGGGGCAUCCCUGGGAAGAAAUGUGGCACUAUCAUUUUAACAGCAGAGGAGCUGGGAAACUGCAGGGACUGUGUCACUAUGCAAUUCUGUGCCAAUAAGCUGGACAAGAAAGACUUCUUUGGUCGCUCGGACCCUUUCAUGGUGUUCUACAGGAGUAAUGAGGACGGAACGUUUACUAUUUGCCAUAAGACGGAGGUGGUGAAGAACACACUGAACCCUGUGUGGAAACCUUUCAGCAUUCCUGUUAGAGCCCUCUGCAAUGGCGACUAUGACAGGUCAAUUAAGGUGGAAAUAUAUGACUGGGACAGGGACGGAAGUCAUGACUUCAUUGGAGAAUUCACCACAAGCUACAGGGAGCUAUCACGAGGCCAGAGUCAGUUCAAUGUGUAUGAGGUGGUGAAUGCCAAAAAGAAAAUAAAGAAAAGAAGAUACAUCAACUCUGGAACAGUGACAUUGCUUUCAUUCUCCGUGGAGGCGGAACACACUUUCCUUGACUACAUCAAGGCAGGCACUCAGAUCCAUUUCACCGUGGCCAUUGAUUUCACAGCUUCUAACGGAAACCCAUCUCAGUCCACAUCUCUGCACUAUAUGAACCCGUAUCAGAUGAACGCGUACGCCAUGGCGCUGAAGGCUGUUGGGGAGAUCAUUCAAGACUAUGACAGUGAUAAGAUGUUCCCUGCGCUGGGAUUCGGAGCCAAACUGCCCCCCGAUGGCAGGGUGUCCCACGAGUUCCCUCUGAAUGGUAAUAUAGAUAAUCCAUAUUGCAACGGAAUGGAAGGCAUUCUAGAAGCGUACCACCAGAGCCUUAAGACGGUUCAGCUCUAUGGACCAACCAACUUUGCCCCCGUCAUCAAUCAUGUGGCGAGAUAUGCAGCAGCGGUGGAGGACGGAUCUCAGUACUUCGUGCUCCUCAUCAUCACAGACGGAGUCAUAUCAGACAUGGCUCAGACCAAAGAAGCCAUCGUCAAUGCUGCAAAACUACCCAUGUCAAUCAUCAUUGUUGGAGUUGGACAAGCUGAAUUUGAUGCCAUGGUGGAGUUGGAUGGUGAUGACAUCAGAAUAUCCUCAAGAGGAAAGCUGGCAGAAAGAGACAUUGUCCAGUUCGUGCCGUUCAGGGACUACAUGGACCGGACGGGGAACCACGUUCUCAGCAUGGCUCGGCUGGCCAAGGAUGUCCUGGCAGAGAUCCCUGACCAGUUAAUCUCCUACAUGAAAUCCCGAGGCAUCAAACCCAACCAGACUCCACCAGACUGCAGCCCGGAAGCUGGCCUUAGCCCAACCUCCACCAUAUGAGUUUACACAGGCCCGGUCCAGAGUGGAUGAGACAGGCUGUGACCACAGCU